Messenger RNA from Dendronephthya gigantea, 2338 nucleotides. RefSeq names its product dapdiamide synthesis protein DdaC-like. The coding region runs from base 332 to 1498 and encodes 388 amino acids. Gene Ontology annotation, molecular function: oxidoreductase activity. The transcript has 2 exons. NCBI's taxonomy places the organism in Eukaryota, Metazoa, Cnidaria, Anthozoa, Malacalcyonacea, Nephtheidae. The record is from RefSeq and is a predicted model, not a curated record.
AUAUUUAGAAACUACUAUAAUCAUCCAGAUCGCGGGGAAUUUACAAUAUGCGGUUGAGUCGUGUUGACAUGCGGUUUCGCCUAUGGCUAUGCAUAAUCUUGUACCAGGAUUAGUAAGCUAACUUUCCAAGGCUAAAAUCCUGUCAGUAAAUGCACAGUUUUGUUGAUAAAGGUUGCUAACUCGGUAGCAUUGCUUACCCCAUAAAAGGGGUCAGAAGCAGCCAUGCAGGAGUUGUAAUACGAUCUCUUCAUCAGCGGAUUUGUCUUAUAGUUUACAGUCGCAUUAUCCGAAUGAUUCCGGAAACCUUCGAUUGUGCCUUAAUAAAUUUGCUAUGGCUAUGCGCUUUGCGUCGAAGAUCAGGGUUCAAAACGUCUACAGGUAUGUUUGCAAUCCACCCUACGCUUCCUUGACUCGCUCCAUUUCUGUGGAUUCGCGCUACUUUCGAAAAGGCAAUGCUGAAGACGUUCAACUUCAACGACCAGUGCAACUUGCUGGACGAAAAUAUCUCCCUGGCUCUUUCGUUCCUGGCUUUCCUAAACAACUUUCUAGUCCCAGGGAGGACUUUCCCCUUGUACUAAAAGCGAAAAACGAGGAAAGAAAAAGCAUCGAAUUUUGGUCAGAGUGUUUCAAGGAACAAAUUUCGCAGUUGUUCAAAGAUUUUCAAAAUGAACGGAGCGAGCCAGUCGCUGUGCUGGUUCGCGGACUUCCGAUUAAAACGACCGAGAAUUUCUCUCGUUUCGUUCAGGGCUUGAAUUUCGAGUUCUUUCUGUACCAAGGAGGUGGGGGAAUUCGCGAUAAAGUCGAUGACUUUGUUCUAACGGGAGCAGGAGAGCCAAAAGAAUAUUCAGUCGAGCUACACAAUGACAUGUCUUAUAGCAUAGACUACCCUAGUAAGUUCAUUAUUACGUGCCUAAAGAAAUCUCCAUUCGGAGGUGAAACGGCUAUAUGCAAUGGCCGAGCACUGACUGCGAACAUAGAUGCUGAUCUGAAGGAGAAAUUUGAAAGGAAAGGCAUUCGAUAUUUACGAUACAUCCUGGACAAAAGUGAAGGAACAUUCAAUUCUUGGCAACGAAGCUUAAUGACGGAAGUUAGAAAGGAAGCGGAAGAGUUCCUGACGGCGGGUGGUUAUUCCUUCAAAUGGGAUGAUAAAAACUUGAUUUAUUGGAACGACUCGGCGCCCACAAUAACCCAUCCACUGAACGGAGAAAAACUAUGGUUCAAUCAAGCAUUUAUGUCUCAUUCUACGUACUUCAAAGCUAUGCCCAUGUACGAGGAAAGUGAUUUAGAGGAUGAAAAAUAUCCAUCUCAUACAGUGCACGCUGAUGGCGAUCCUAUCGAUUUAAAUGAUUUGCAUAAAUUGAGAUGCACUUCGUGGAACACGGCUGUGGGGAUCUCGCUUCAGGAGAGCGAUGUUUUGUUUCUUGACAAUCUCGCGGUGCUUCACUCAAGGUUAAGUUACGAUGGUGAUCGAGUUGUAAGGACAAGUAUUUUGAAGUAAAAAAUAUGCAUAAAUCAGGGGGGUUAAAUAAAUGAAGAUUAACAGUACCGCAUGAUUAUACAGACAUUGACAAUAGCCACGCAGACAUGGUUAUAAGAUGGUUUUCACUAAAAGAGCGAGUCAUUCCAUUCCGAAGAAUGAGAAUCAAUCCAGGCUAUAGCCUCAUAAGUAUAUACUUUUAUGAUUCUAUAUUUAGUAUGCCUGUGGUUUGUAAACGUCGGCCUUCUGCCAAGUGAAGUCAUGUUACAAAGAAAUUAAGAAAGCCGUUUUAGUGAUAGUUUGACCUCCCAAACACUUAAAAUGAGGAAACGCAGUCAGUCAUUAACAAGAUGCGGCUAACUUGCACGUUUCUUUACCAGCUCUUCUCCCCUGUCAAGAAGCAAUGGUACUAAAACCAGUCCUUAUCUAGAAGCGUACACGGUUGAGGGUGGGUAUUCAUCCCCUUCUAUCCCCGACUGAUUUUAUUUUGAACGCGAUUGUUCCUACGGUAUGUAGACAUGGAUAUAUGAAUACACUCCCCCCCCCCCCCAAUUAAGCGAUCUAGCCAUGGGCCUGGCUAAAACAUCGACCUGUGCUCAACCUUUCCAGACUGAGAUAAAUCUGAGUUGUGGUCAAAAGCGAACUCGAUUAGUGUUGAAAGCAUGAUAAUUUUGUGUCAAAUUGCACAAUCGUCUUUCUAUUUUGCUCCGCCUUUUCCCGUCAGCCUACGCCGCAGGAAACAUGAUUACUGGAAUACGAUUGAUGGAGUUUCUAAAAAACUUUGAUGUCCAAGUAUUGAACAGUAUUUGUCCGAUGAAAUUUGCAGACUUUACCAAACUCCAGCAUUCAAAAUAAGAUGCU